This is a messenger RNA of Triticum aestivum (bread wheat), 6187 nucleotides long. RefSeq lists its product as uncharacterized. NCBI's taxonomy places the organism in Eukaryota, Viridiplantae, Streptophyta, Magnoliopsida, Poales, Poaceae. The transcript has 3 exons. The coding region runs from base 1833 to 2828 and encodes 331 amino acids. The record is from RefSeq and is a predicted model, not a curated record.
CUCCGUGCACGGAAAGCAUGUAAGAAAUCCAACAACUUGAUCCAGAUUGGGACCGAUAGAUUUUAUUGCCAAGAUCCUCACUGUGCACACAGACUGGGUCAAGCUUGUGUGAAUCAUUUUUUGGAUGACUGUCGUAAAUACAUCAAGAAGAAAUUUAAAAAUGUGAAUUUCAAGAAGACAGAGAAGAAGAUGAGUGUUGUACCUGAACAAUUACGGAUCCAAUAAAGAAUUCGAAGAAUUUGGCAGAUACACCAACGUUGUCAAUUUCGGCGUGUCAAUAACCCUGAUUUUUGUUGGACCUUCUAGAUCAAAUACAAGCAAUCUCUCAAGGAAAGGCACAUUCUCAAUGACCAUAACAUGGAACAGCUGGAGUGAUCUCUUCCCAAUUGAUGUCUUGUUGCAGGGCCAGCAAGACACAUAACUCCAUCGGAGAUUCGUCAAGGCGAUGUGGAGGCUAAUAAACCCGUGGAUCUGCCGAAGACUUAGGUACUCGAGCGCAGUACAGUUGUGGAGCAGGUGCUCCACAGCCUUCUUCGAUAUGCCAACGUCGAAGAGGUUGAACUGCUUGAGUUGAGGGAUAAGAAGGGCGGGCGUGGCAUUAAUCUGUAGAAAAUAGCAGGAGCUGAAGCUCGCGCGGCGCAGUGUUGGCAUGAGGCGGAGCGCGGACGGCGGCAGAUAGCGACAUCGUCCAGCUUCAAACCUGAGCUCCUCGAGCUGAUCUAGGGCGGGGGAUAAGAACCACCCAUCGAACUUGGCUUGGACCUUGCAGUUGGUACUGAACAUGCGGAUGUCAAGGUGUCUGGCUGGCCUAGAGUGCGAUUAAAGGAUCUUGGAGACUGCGGCCAUGCGUUUGCAAUCCCUAUCGCAGAGGCAGCUAUCGACGGUGAGGUUUAGGGGAACGCGGCGCCAGAGGGGGCGCCACUGCCGGGAGAGCAGGGUGGACCGCACGGCAGAUUUGGUGGGGAGGAGGCCGAUGAUGACGAGGAGCAUGUCGCUCGGAAGUCUGCUGAUGGAGUCCAGGCUCGUUGGAUGCGGGUUGGCUCAAGCCGCCUCUGCUUGUUGGCUGCCUUGCCAUCCAUCUCAGCCGGCGGCGACGCCGGUGUACACAUGUGUUGUGUUUGGGUCAUGAUAAUUUGGUAUCCAUAACCAAGAAAAGUCACCACCCACUUCCUGCCUACAAGGUGUUCGAUGAAAUGUCGAGCUACCAGGAGUUGUUCACCGGCGGCGUUCUCCACAUCACAGUGCACCAUGUGUACUACCAUUCACUGAGGAGACGUUGUAGCAAGUGUUUACAGUGUAUGGUGUGGUGAAGAUAUCCCUGUUCCAGAGAAUCAACCGUGUGUGGGCGGUGGUUCAACUUCGAUCAAGAUGUGGGGCAGAGUGGACUCUCGCUAUGCAUGGCCGGUGCAUCUAUGAGCAUGCAUGCCUCCUCGAAAGUCACGACGUGUCAUCGGAGUACAACCUGUGCUUGUGCUCGCUGCUCGAGCAGAAGCAGACAGAAACCAUGGUCAAGUACAUGCCGGCGUUCUCGGAAUGUGUACCUCGCGUGUUGGAUCUCAACCCCAACCUGAGCAUCAAGAGCUUCGUCCACCAGUACAUCGAGGGUUUGCGGGAAGAUAUCCAAUAUUUUAUGUGGUCACGAUCACCAUCAAGCAUCACCGGUGCUUCAUCGAUCCCUAGCCCGGAUAAGGGAGGAUGAAAUCAUGUAGGAGGCUACGAUGGCUGCAGAGAGACUUGACGACGACCAUGGAGUUCACACCCUCAUGCUCGCGGGCGCCUUCCCUGUUCUCGGUGCCUGAGUGGAGUGCGGUGCAGACCAUGAUGUCAUCGCCAUGGACAACAAUAGCCCUACUAUACCGAUGCCUAUCACAUGUUCGACAGAGUGCCCGAGUGGUAACGCCACCGUCAACAUCUGUCCUGAGACCACAGCCUUCGUUGUGUGCGAAGAGACCCUCGACAUUGAAGCCAUCAGUGUUGUUGCACCAUCACCUGUUGUGAGCUUGAUUGUUGGUCUAGCAUAUGCUUAUGUGGAGGUGCCCCUCGUCAUGGGGAGUGUGGCCCCAUUCUCGACAGCUCCUCCAAAGGCCGCGCUAACCUCAUCAAAGCAACAAGGACAAAUGCUACGUCCAAUACCAUGGCCAUCAUUUAAAUGGCAUUCGAAAUCAACCAAUCCUCAAGAUCCACGUCCGGUAACUGGUAUAUUUGGGAAACCAUCUACAUGUCAACCGCAUGAGGAUCUCAAUUGUUGUGUUGCUAGUUUGGUCUUGCAUCGGACUAGUUCUUCAGAUGGACAUUAUUUACAAGUACUUCCUGCACUAAAAAGUUUCUGGUGUGAGUUCUAUUAUAUUGGAGGGCCCGGUGGUCAUUGGCAGUACCAAUAUGCAUAUCUGCAGCAGUGCCGUUCAUCUCAUCGAUCAAAUUAUCUGAAGCGCAUGAGCGCUAGUGAUGUCACAUUGAUUUUGAAACAGGAAGCACAAGGUUUGUUAAGUGGCAUUCUAGUGGAAUAUGUGAGUAAUAAAACUGGUGGAGUUGGCUAUUUCUUGCAAACUUAUGACCAAAGAUAUGAUUCCAAUGGAAGGCUGUCACCUGCAGUGGCAUUUUCUACUGCCAACAUAGUACUUCUCCCAAGGGAUACAACUUGCUUGCAAAAUUGGCCACCACCUCUGUAUGGUAUAGAAUAUGGUGGUACCUUCAAAUACAACACUAAAAGAAUGAUAUGGUUUCCUAUCCUCGUAAAUCAAGUCCAUUUGAUUUGGAAGUCACCAUGGCUCCCCCCCGAGCAAGGGCAGAAAAAUGGAGUUGUAGAAAUGUUUGGUAUACUUAUUUAAAGAGCGCAGGCUAAUGCAGAGGUUAGAGAAGGUAUCCAUUGCAAAUCUCUAAACGACAAUUUCUAGCAACUGGAAAAGUGAGGCUCGGUUCAACAAGAUCGAGGUUCUAGCAGACCCUGGGUGGAAUCCUGGAGUGAAGGGUUGUCAGUUAUUAUUUGCGGUACAUCCGACUUCAGACUUGACUGAGUUGAAACCAUGGCCCAAUCCAUGGAUGAGUAAAAGCAGUGGAGGCGUAAUGAACAAACUACAACAUGAUGGCUUUUAGAUGCCUAAUCUGGUUCAUGUCUUAGUUUGGAGGAAGGCUGGGGCAAGCAAUAUCUUCAACAAUUACACUGAAAAGCACUUGAUGGUGGUUGUCCUCGAGCUUCAUAGAGUAGCGGCUGGGUGUUAUUCACAUGUCGUAAAUCUGGAACUGGCAAUCCUGAAGUUGUAUGAAAUGGUGAGUGUCAGUCCGAACAUAACCCCAAGAACAUGGGAUCCUCAAACUCUACUUUUUGGUUAUGUGCUUCGCAUACACCUCCCUUUCCUGGGUGUAUGUGUUGGCCGUGAGGGGACCCAUGACAGGACAAGCUUUCUUCUCUUGGUAUUUGAGCUGAUACACCAUAGAGGAUAUGGAAUUUCAUUUCCCUCAAUUGUUGUUUAUCAGUUCCUGAGUGCCCUUUAUGUGGUUCAACACAUGAGUGGGAUGAUGCUUGAUUUUUCAAAAGAUUGGUUGUAUUUACACUUCCUGGAGUCACAUAUCAGAUGGUUGUCACAUCUUACAACAUUUCUACCUUGUGUUGACAUAAAAGUUCAGCCCAGAGAGGUGUAUUCAAUUGUUGGAGUCACAUCACUAUAUGCAAAAGGAAAUGAAGUAUUUACUAGAGGACCUCACCACAUUAUUCACUUUCACUUUCCAUGGAAGAUAUUUGUUGUAGUGCAUAUCCUUACCAGCUUAUCUAACUUCCUUGAGGGCAACACUGAGAAAUUGUUGAUUGCUCCUCUAUAUUAUUCUGAACACCUCCAAUUGGUACCUGCAUGGGAAAUCAUUAAUGGUUUCAAGUGUAUUCAAUGACAUAUUCUUCUGUCGGUGGUCACCAACAUUUUUGAUACUUCGUACAAUCCUUGUGUUGUUCCAAUGAGAGAAUGUGUUCCUAGAUAUUGGGACUAUAGUGUUCUCGUCACAUUUUCUAUUGGUCUGCAUGCCGAUGCAAGUAGACAGAUGUUAGUGCUCAUGGAUAUAUGGUAUGUUCAUUACCUUGGUACUCUGAUCGAGUGGAUCGUGUGCUUGUCUGUUCCCGUGGUGAGAUGCUCUCUUGGUCAUGGAUCGGAUUUUACUAUCUUAGGAACUAUGUCCACGGCGUUGUCAGCUGAAAAGGAACCACAAUUAAACUAUUUUUGCCAAUUCUUGUGUGGGCUAAGGCUGUAGGAUCCGGGCAUUAGGAGUGCAACUAAAACUGGUACAAAGCAGUUUGGUAUUCACAACAACUCCUCUUCACCAUAUGCCGCUGCAGAUUCUAUUGGUCAUGGACUUGAGCUUUCUGCUGCACCAUAGUGGGAUCUUAGAAUUGUGAAUCUUCAUAGUCGGGAAACGAUUAAGACAAGGAUCAAGUUUGGACAUAGAAGUUCAAAGGUUGGUUAUGAUGUUGGAUGUCUAUCAGACAAGAGAGAUACAAAGCUCCGUCGGCCAUGGGACCCAGGUGGUUUUUCUGUUCUUUGGUACCGCCUCACCGGCUGGAGGUCAAGCCGUGUUUUAAGGGGGCGAGAAUGUCAUGCCCCAAGGGCCAUGACCCUCUUCUUAUCCAGGGCCUUCCCAAUGGAAUGGGUUUGGCCCAGCUACGCAAAUAGGCAGAAGGCUUAUAAAGGAGGAGAAGCUAGACAGAGGAGGCAACGAACGAUUGAAACGUCUGAAGCAUCUCAUCCUCAUCCUCUUGCUCUUGUUCCUCACCUUCCUGCUAUCUGUAUCUCACCCCCUUGUUGCUGAUUCUCACCUCAAUCUCUUUUCUUGAUCCAAAAUCGAUACUGAUCUGGUUGCUCAUCCUCUGUAUGUGCUUGGGUCGUGACAGAUACGGGGCUUCACAGCAUCAGGAUUGUUGUUCUCCGGACUGGGAGUGGUGCUUCAUUGCAGCACAACCUAGUCUUUUUUGUUCAUUUUCAGAGCAGCAGCUGUAGGCAGCGGUAAGAAAGUUGUUCUCCAAACUAGGAGUGGUGCUUCAUUGCAGCACAUACUAGUGGGUUUUUUGUUUAUUUUUUCAGAGCAACAAUGUUGUUCUCCAGACUGGGUUGUGCCUUCUAUUUUCAUUUUUCUAGUCAUGGGCUUGAUUCUACACAACUAGGGAGCGGUGUUUCAUUGCAGAACGGACUCUAGUGGUUUUUGUUCAUUUUAUAGGACUCCUUUUGUCAAAAAAUGAGGCUUCCACUUACAUGCAUGGUGCGCUAGAUAAUGUGAUAAUGAUUUAUUAGUAGCUUUGUUUCACCAGCAGGCCUCUUUUGUAUGUUUGCUGCUAGAGGGAAGUCCAGCUCAAGCUGUUGUUGCACAAGAUACACAAAUACAAAUAUUUGAAGUCAUGUUUAAUUGAUUAUUAUCCAGGUUGCUUGGACUGACAAUGAGAUGUGCUAGUCAUUUCAAUGCAGUGCAAAUUUCCUAUUGGCAGUACCACUGACAUGCUAUACUUUCUAUAUUUCCACGUAUGCUCCACAUGUGUUGAUGAGAUACCCAUGAAAGAUGAUUUUGCCAAGUUGCCCAAGACACUGGUGCAGGGGGCUGCAACAUGCUCACCCCUGUUGCCUCUAACAACUAUAGUAGUUCAAGAUCACAGAGGAAUAUCAAAUGUAGCACCAGUUGACUGUCCACUCUGAUCCCGCUAUUGGCACCAGAAGUGGACCAAUCAGAACAGGGAGCAUUGGAUAAAACAAGAAUCCAUGACCACAUGAGCAAUCUUCGGUUCUCUCUAUCACCAACAUCAUUUUUCAGGCCUAUCUGAACUGCAAACUACUUUGCCAAUUGGGCUUUGUUGUUAACUUUGGUAUUGACUCACAAUUACAUAGGUUAAUACUCUUGCAGCAGAAAGACUGUACACCCUUUGCUGAGCCUCAACAAUGGAUUAUGAAGAUUCUACUGAUCCUUGGAUCGGGCGGUGGCGGCGCGCCGAUGUCAUUCCCUUCUUGAGGGCGCCUGUUGGAAAUAUGCCCUAGAGGCAAUAAUAAAUUAGUUAUUAUUAUUAUAUUUCAUUGUUCAUGAUAAUCGUUUAUUAUCCAUGCUAGAAUUGUAUUGAUAGGAAACUCAGAUACAUGUGUGGAUACAUAGACAACACCAUGUUCCUAGUAAGCCUCUAGUUGACUAGCUCGUUGAUCAAUAGAUGGUUACAGUUUCCUGACCA